Molecule: messenger RNA, 639 nt
Organism: Fusarium redolens
Lineage: Eukaryota; Fungi; Ascomycota; Sordariomycetes; Hypocreales; Nectriaceae
Exons: 1
Coding region: 1-639 (212 amino acids)
Source: RefSeq, a predicted model, not a curated record
AUGGACCUUCCCGAGCUCGACUUGCAAGGAGCAGCUAUCCGCUCUCCUGAUUGUUGUCUGAGCCUUUCGUCCAAAUUAUUCUGCAACCUAAUCAACACAAUCCCCAACACCACGCUUUCAGGAGAAACGCCAACUGUGCUUUCGAUCGGAAGCGGAUCCGGACUACUGGAAGCCCUCUUCCUCGCUUAUGUAAACUCACAACGCCAACGUGGUAGCUCUGAUCAUGCUGUGGUUAAUAUGGAAGGAGUUGAAGUUCAGCAGGUAGGUAUGAAAGACCAUGUCAACAGCUAUCUUCCAGAACAAGCCAUACACACUGUUCGUGGUAGUUGGGAUGUCGUAUCGAGGCUGCGGGAUUCGGAUGUGACAGCUCUGAUGUUCGUCUAUCCACGCCAACCUGCUUUAAUCUCGCAAUAUAUAAACGUCAUCGCUGAGCAGGGCCUGAAAGUCGAAGUCAUUCUGUGGCUGGGGCCUAUGGCUGACUGGGAGGUAUUUGAGCCUUGUUUCAACACCGGACAUGAAAGCUGUCAGUUUGUGGUUGCUGAGACGAAACAUGGUAGCGAAGUUGGACUUGAAGAGUAUGAAUCUAUGGCAGUGGUGAGGAAAACAGACUAUAGUACCCUUAAGAAGCCGGUUUACUAG